Messenger RNA from Seriola dumerili (greater amberjack), 5400 nucleotides. RefSeq lists its product as uncharacterized. The transcript is spliced from 35 exons. The record is from RefSeq and is a predicted model, not a curated record. The coding region runs from base 327 to 4568 and encodes 1413 amino acids. NCBI's taxonomy places the organism in Eukaryota, Metazoa, Chordata, Actinopteri, Carangiformes, Carangidae. Gene Ontology annotation, cellular component: cell periphery; cell septum. Gene Ontology annotation, molecular function: chitin synthase activity.
UGGUUUCCAGUCCAAAACUCAAGAUUUUUUAAUGAAACUAAUUUAAAAUACAUACAUUUUUACUCAUGAUUUGGGAUUUCAUGUAAUUUCAUUCUACUUUGGAUGGUUGAAACUUCUUUCCUGUGGAUAAAAGUUUGCUGAUAUUUGAGUUUGGAGGACAUUUUUCUGAGUUUGAGGUGAACUGAAGGUAGAGCUUCUUUGAAGAGAUACAAAAACACUAGAGGUGGACUUCUGGAAACUUGAAGACAAAGAUCCAAUAAAUAGAAGAAUUAUCAAGACUCUACACAAGUCACCAUACGGCUGGAGCAGUGAAGUAGGCAAGCAAGAUGGAGGAACUCAAAUACAGAGGAAAGAAAAGAGAGGGAAGGCACAGGGAUACAUGGGAUCCAUUCCAGCUGAACCCAGUAGGAGCUGAGAAGGAAUCUAAGAGAAGAUGUUUCCAACUGGCCCAGUAUCUGGUGGCGGUGAUUGUGGGGUUAGCCGUCUUGACCAGUGCUGUUAUCGCUAAGGGCUCUCUCUUGGUGUUAUCAACGCUGUCCAGUCCAACCUCCAUGCGCAGCCAAAAGGAAAAACAGUUCUACAUGCUGAUGUUGGUUUUCUGUCUGGUUUGCCCCAACUUCCUGGUGUUCAUUAAAUCACUGUGGAGGUGUGCCUUCAAGAGCUUUGUACAGCCCAACAUGAAGACCAUGUCACUUGUUUGUGCAAUUGAGUGUCUGGUGUCUCUUGGAACUUCAGUCCUGGUGCUAGUCGUAAUGCCUCAGUUUGAUGUGUUGACUAAUCUCUUCAUCAGUGGAGGAGUCUGUAUUAUGUCUGCCAUUCUGCAGAUUGUGUUCAGACUACAGAGGGAAAAGUGGAAAAUCGUGUUCCCAAUAUGCUCCCUCAUUCUCACAGUUGCAGGUUACUGCCUCGUGGGAGUUGACUACUAUGUUCGUGUGUCAUCAUAUGUGGAUAGACAGAGCGCCGACUGCUACGUCUAUGUUGGAGUGGGAAUUUUCUCUUCACUUCUCAUCUCCCUUUGUUGGUGGGAAAAUCCACUGCAAGCUACUAACCGCAUGCAGGAUACAUUGUCAGAAUUGGAUGGUUUCAGGGACUUUGUGUUUGUCAUCAGCAGUAUUCUGAGGAUAAUCAUGAUAGGAGGGGUAUACCUGUUACACAAUGUGCUUAUUCAGAAGUCCAUCAUCUGGUCGGACUUUAACCUGCAGAAAGAUGACUGGGAGUUACUGCAAAUAGGACUCGUGCUGUUUUUCUUACAGGCCUUCUGCUCAGCAGCCUGCCACUGGUUUGGGGUGGUGGCCUGUAAGAUUCAUGCAGUCAGGAUGAGUUUUGCACUGCCUGUGUGUUGCACAGGACCUGCAGUGCUACUGUUGGGACUGACACUUUUUAUAACCCAGGCACAAAAAUUGGACGGCGCAGAGCAUUCAAGCAUCCAAGAGUUUUGUGGAAGCUUGGUCUACCUGAGCCAUAAGAACACAACCCCUGUAGUCCUACUCGAGAUUACCAGGAGCAUCUGUCGUACUUCCCUUAACAGCUACUACAUACAAUGGCCUUUUUCAAUGCUGGCACUGGAGGGAGUGUGCAUGUGGUCAGGCUUCGUCACAUGUACCUACUAUGUAUGGAAGAUCAAGGUCCAGCGUAUAGAGAGAACGUCUCAGCUCUUCGUUCGUCGACUCUAUGAAUCUGCUUUCAUUGACCUGUCUCUGCUACUCAACACCAAGAUGAAGGUGCCACGAGCCCGAAACCAAGAGAGCCAUGAUGACAUACAGAACUGUGUGAUCUAUCUUUGUGCCACCAUGUGGCAUGAGACCUAUGAUGAAAUGCUGAAGAUUCUCACCUCCAUGUUCAGGUUGGACCGCUAUCGAGGUGAUCCAAAGGAGGAACAUAAGGACUGUUUUGAGUUCGAGUGUCAUAUUUACGUGGAUGAUGCCUUCAUGACUGAAAAAGAUACAGGGAAAAGGCUGGUUAACUCUUACGUUGACGACUUGAUCCAAGUUGUCAUAGAGGUUUACAGGGUGUUUACCAACAAAGAGCCAGAUGAUGUGUCAAUCAUUGAGACUCCUUACGGUGGAAGGCUGAUGUUUGUUAUGCCAGAAGGCAACAUGCUUUAUGUUCACCUAAAAGACAAAAGUCUCAUCAGGAACAAGAAGAGAUGGUCCCAGAUUAUGUAUCUGUAUUAUCUACUCGGCUGGAAGGGCUACAUCGUCAAGAACCCUCAGAAGAUCCCACGCCAGAAUAACCCAUGCAGAGCCAGUUUGAUCUCUUUGGAUGGUGAGAGUUUCCUGUUGCCUCAGUAUGACAACGACAACAAGAGAAAAUUCAUCUCAGAUGACAACACGUAUAUCCUGGCUCUGGACGGAGACACCGACUUCCAGCCUAAAGCUGUGAUUCUGCUUGUGGACAGGUUGAGAAUGUAUGACAAUGUAGGUGCAGCGUGUGGUAGAAUCCAUCCAACUGGUAUGGGUCCCAUGGUGUGGUACCAGAAGUUUGAGUAUGCAGUAGGCCACUGGCUACAGAAGACAGCAGAACAUGUGUUUGGUUCUGUGCUGUGCAGUCCAGGAUGUUUCAGUCUGUUUAGAGGGUCUGCCUUAAUGGAUGACAAUGUUAUAAAGAGAUACACAACAACUGCAACAAGAGCAGCAGAAUAUGUGCAAUAUGACCAAGGGGAGGAUCGUUGGCUGUGUACUUUGUUACUGCAGCAAGGAUGGCGUGUCGAAUACAAUGCUGCAUCAGAUGCAUACACCAACUCACCGCAGGAGUUCAAAGAGUUUUACAACCAGAGGAGACGAUGGGGACCCUCUACACUGGCCAAUACACUGGACCUUCUGCACAGUGGUGCUGAGACAGUGAAGAGAAACUCAUCCAUCUCCAGACUGUACAUCUUCUACCAGAUGUUCACAGUUGGUUCCUCAAUCCUUGGUCCAGCAUCUGUGACUCUCAUGAUAGCAGGUGCUUUCCAGUUUGUCUUCCGAAUCACUGGAACACUUUCCAUCAUCAUUGCAAGCAUUCCUCCAGUGUUCUACAUCAUCGUCUGUUUUGUAGCCAAGCCUAAUAAUCAAAUUGUCAUUGCUGGUAUUAUGAGUGUUCUGUACGCGUUCCUCAUGACUGCAUCCUUGUUCUCAAUCAUCGGUGACAUGGUGAUUCAGGGCACCUUCCUGACCCCUACUGGCUUGUUUUUGGUUUCUAUGGCAAUCAUGUACAUGGUGACUGCUAUACUACACCCAGAGGAGUUUGGGAUGAUUAUCUACGGUCUGAUGUAUUUCAUCUGUAUCCCCAGUGGAUAUCUCCUACUUACCAUCUACUCACUGGUUAACAUGCACAUUGUGUCCUGGGGCACAAGGGAAACCAACAAGGGAGAAGGAGCAGUGAAGAAGAACCAUAAUAUUAUGUGUGACAAAAACUGUAGACUCUGCUGCUGGGACAUGAAGAUACAGAUAACGCAGGAAACAGAGAAUUUGAUGAUUCAACAGAUCACAGGCCAGAAUACAAAGCACGCCAUCCCUCCCCUUCCAAUCACAACCCAGGAAAUAACUCCACAGCCUGCUGCAAAGCUGGAGCCUCAAGCCAAACUUAACACCAAAGAAGAUGCUGUAGAAGGAGCUAAGAAACUUCCCACUGACAAACUGAACAUGAAGGAAGCAAACGGCGACGAUGCUGCUUCCAGUGAGAGUGAUGAAAAAAGGAGCAUAUCACUGAGUGGAUUUGACGAAGAUGAUGAUGACCAAGAGGAAACAGAGGAGUUUCCUGUCAGUGACUGGGUGACACCGGUGAAAGAGGAGUUUUUGAAGAAACUGACAUAUGCCAACAUGAAAAGAAAUCUACAAGAACAAAUACGAUACACACUCCGCAACAAAAAUCAGAGUGAACUGUGUGAAGAGUUGAUCGUAAUGUUAACAGAUACUGUUAAUGGAGAGCUAAGUGCAGUGGGGCCUGAAGAUAUUCUGACACCAAGCCAGCUGGAGGAGUUACAAUAUGCACUGGCAGAGCAGGCUCGGCGUAUCCUUAAAACCAAUCGAAUGGAGAAACUAGAGAAAAGAGUAAAGAGAGCCAUCGAGAAAACACUCACCGCCCCGCAGGUGCAAAAACUAGAUGAGGGUGAGCAAGACUUCUGGAGCAAAUUACUUGAGCGCUACUUGAAGCCCAUUGUUGACACUAAAGCACAUCAGGAGGAGGUCACCAGAGAACUGAAGUCACUGCGCAACAAGGCUGUCUUCCUGUAUUUCAUCAUCAACGUGCUGUGGGUGGUAGCUACCUUCUUCCUUCAGGCCAUUGGAAAUGAUGUCAUCAGCAUCAAGAUCCCUAAGUACUUUCCUAAUGGAAGUGAAUCUGGAGAAGUCCUCAAGGUGGAGCCUCUGAGUUUGAUGUUCCUGUUAUCUUUUGCUAUUCUUCUCCUUGUCCAGUUCUUGGCUAUGUUAUAUCACAGGAUCUACACACUGAUCCAUGUGGUUUCCUAUCGCAGCACAGAGAAAGACUAUAAAGAGAAAGAUGAUGAGGAUGAUGACGAUGGUGGCAUAGCUCUGGAGACCCACUUUACCAAUGGACUUGCCAUUACCAAUGAUGACCUGUAUCAGUAACAACCAACUGUAACCACUGAAGUCCGACAACCAGCACACAUUGGCAUCACCUGGGAAGGCAAAAUGGCACAAGGGAUAUCAGUUAAAACAGGCUCAUUAAGCUUUGCUUGACAAAUUAAAAUGAGGAAUUGCUUUUAUUCAAAAGUCAAAAAGAUCUCAGGUAUGAUCAAGUGUUUUUUAUUUGAAUAUUUUUACUCUUAAUACUUGUAUUUAUUCUGUUUAAGUAUGGUUGAAUACAUUAGGUUUACAGACUAAUUAAAUGCCAUCUGAAAUCGAGGGUGUAAGAUUUAGGGUGUUGUUUGUUGAACAGAUUGUACAUCCCAUUGUAAAAUGAUUUAGGAGGGUUGAAGGUAAAACAACAAACUAUAAGAAAGGCAGUGUAAUCUCUUGAUUGUUUUCUUCUCAUUUAAUGUAUCUGCACCAAAAUCAGUUAUUUUGUGAAUUACAAUAAUGGGAUGGAUGAAGAUGGAAACAAAUGAUUUUUAUUUGUUCAAGAAUUAUCUCCUUUGCAAUUCAGGUUACAGUAUUAAUAAAUUAAUUCAUUACUCUCAGGAAACAGUGCCAGUCCUUCACAGAUUUUUAAAUGCAAUAUUUGCAUAUGAAAUAUUGUGAGAAUUACUUUCAUCAUUUUAUUGGUAAAUCUCACAUAUUUUAUACUCUAAAUACUUUCUAGUUUAAGUUACACUGUGUUGCCUUUUUAAUAUUGUGUUGGGGAUCUUAUCAGUGUAAUUAUGUGUACCAACUGUAAAAAUGCACUUUACAAAGGGAGAGAAUCUUCUUGGAAAGAUUUUGGUAAAUUGUUCAGGAAACUACUGAACUGAUUAAACUAAAU